AUGGCGAUUCGAGAGGAUAUCGUCGCUUCGGCGCAAACUGACCGUCUUGUAGUUUUGCAAGACCCAAGCGUUGCGAGCUCAUCGAUUGAAAACCGCGUGGCAUUCCUGCGGACGAAGAACCUUACCCAAGAAGAGAUCGAUGCCGCGUUGGCAAGAGUAGGCGCUCAGCCCGUACCGGCUGCUGCGGCGGGUUCGACGACAGUCGCUCAGCAACAGCAGCAACAACAACCGUACUAUCAGCCCUACCCCCCUCAGUAUGCCGCCUGGCAGCCACCGCCAACGUCCCCUAAGAGAGAUUGGAGAGACUGGUUUAUCAUGGCAACUGUUGUCGGCGGUGUCAGCUAUGGUGCAUAUACGUUGGCCAAGCGAUACGUGUAUCCUCUGAUUGCGCCACCGACUCCCGAGAGGCUUGAACAAGACAAGAAGUCGAUCGAGGAGCAGUUUGACAAGGCUUUCGGCCUCGUCGAACAGCUCGCAAAGGACACAGAGGAACUCAAGGCGGCGGAGCAACAACGCACAGAGAAGCUGGACACGGCUCUGGCGGACCUGGAAUCGAUUAUGCAGGAGCUGAGGUCUGCGAAUACGCGUCGGGAGAUUGAGACACAACGCGUCAAGGACGACGUACAAAUUCUCAAGGACUCGAUCCCGAAGGCCAUGAACACCCAGAAGGACCUCACCGACUCGAGACUGAAGGAGGUGAACUCUGAGCUUACUAGCCUCAAAACGCUGAUUACCCAGCGCAUGAACGCGGCGUCAUCGGCCAGUACGAACAAUCUACGGACCGGCGGAAGCGCUGCGUCUACUUCUUCAGGACUGAACCGCCCUGCUGCAACGGGUGGUGACAAUCAAACGGGCACUACCGAGGCGGCUGCCAACUCUGAUACGCCCAAGACAGUUGGCACGCCCACAUAUAACCGACCCUCGCCUUUCAGUGGCGCCACAGGCGCAAAGGCGUCAAUUCCGGCAUGGCAGAUGGCCAUGGCUAACAAGGAAAAGGAUUCCGUAGUGUCUUCGACACCACCAAACGAAACUGGGGACGGCAGCAGCUCACAACAGCAAUCAGCCGGAAGUGUGUAG
This is a messenger RNA of Colletotrichum graminicola M1.001, 1077 nucleotides long. RefSeq lists its product as uncharacterized. The record is from RefSeq and is a predicted model, not a curated record. Gene Ontology annotation, molecular function: signaling receptor binding. NCBI's taxonomy places the organism in Eukaryota, Fungi, Ascomycota, Sordariomycetes, Glomerellales, Glomerellaceae. Gene Ontology annotation, cellular component: peroxisomal importomer complex; peroxisomal membrane. Gene Ontology annotation, biological process: protein import into peroxisome matrix, docking. The transcript has 3 exons. Bases 1 to 1077 code for a protein of 358 amino acids.